UCUGUCUGUAACCGUGGGAACCGCCCUAACCAGGGGAGGAGGAGCUUAAUUUAGCCAAUUGGAUUUGCCUGACGUAAUGACAGCUAUAAAUAUACAAAUGUCACGUGAUGCCCUCCACUGUUGGUUCUGGUCGCCAUUUUCUUGUCGUCAAAAUCGGAUCGAGAACGUCCACCGAAAAAAAAGAAGGAAAACAAAAAACACGAGUCUGGCCUUGUAAGUCUUCGACUCCGAGCGGAAGGUUCGCUGCACGAGUUCGUGGACUGUCUGCUGAUCGGCGGUGAUGCUUCCGGUCAGACUCGUGUAGGUUUCUGCGGCUCACAAUUCUCGAAGAUGGAGGACGGCGCGGCGCGCCAGGACGCGUGUCGGGAGUACCAGUCCUCCCUGGAGGACCUGACGUUCAACAGCAAGCCGCACAUCAACAUGCUCACCAUCCUGGCCGAGGAGAACCUGCAGUUCGCCAAGGAUAUCGUCGCAAUAAUUGAAGCUCAAAUAACCAAGGCGCCACCCUCCGAGAAGCUCCCAGUUUUGUACUUAGUGGACUCCAUAGUGAAGAAUGUUGGAGGAGAGUACCUUGCAGAGUUUGCUAAAAACCUAGUCACUUCAUUUAUAUGUGUCUUUGAAAAGGUGGACGAAAACACGCGGAAGAGCCUGUUCAAGCUUCGCUCCACGUGGGACGAGGUGUUCCCCACAAAGAAGCUGUACUUGCUGGAUGUCAGGGUCAACUCCUUGGACCCGGCUUGGCCCAUCAAGCCGCUUCCGCCCACCGUUAACUCCAGCAUCCACAUCAACCCCAAGUUUUUUAAGCAGACAGAGGAGCCCCCCUCCCCACAGCCGGCCCCCGCUCAGCCUCCGCCGCCACCGGUCGCUCCUAAGCCGCCCAGCACUGCGGGGCAGUCCAGCCUGACCCAGGAGCAGCUGAUCCGACAGCAGCUACUGGCCAAGCAGAAGCAGCUCCUGGAGCUCCAGCAGAAGAAGAUCGAGCUGGAGCUGGAGCAGACCAAAGCACAACUUGCGGUCGGAUUCAGCCUCCAACAAGCUCCUGCAGCCCCCCCACAGGCAGCACCGAGCCCAUUCCCCAAGCCCCUUAGCCAAAGCACGCCUGUGAUCCGACCAUGGAUCCCUCCACAGCCUCAGCCUGACCCAAAGCUGCCCACCAGAGACCCCCGUCUGAACCGCCCUGCUCUGACUCCAGUUCAAAGCAAAGAGCCUCCAGUCCCCAGGAAAGAAGCCUCCCCCAGCGUCCAGAACCUCACCGUCACUCCGGAGAAAAGACUGCCAGAGAAGCCCGUGAAGCCCGAUAGAACCAGAGCCUUGCGGAAAGACACGCCAGAUGAGAAAUCAAAGUACAAAUUGCCAAAAAGCGUCCAGAACCAAAAGGAGGCGGUUGAGGCUGAACCCAAACCCCCGGAGAAGAAGGAUCCGCGGCUGAAGAAGCGACUGCUGGAGCCGAAAGACGAUGAGCCAAAGGACAAGAAGAGAAGCAGCGACAAGAAGGAGCGAGACGACGUCCCGCGCUCCAACAAGAGCAAGCUGCACAACGGCGCGGCGGCCAAACACGAGCGUGAAGACGCCGGCGACAAGGCUGAGCUAAAGAGCGGCGGCAAUGCCCGGACACAUGCCAGGAAACGCACCAGAUCACGCUCACGGUCCCCAAACACUUCUCCUAAGAGGAAAGACAGGCGGUCGCCCAAAAGCCGACCCCGGAGCAGCUCUCCCUCCCCCCACAAACCCGGAAAGCCCCGAAGAGUCCGACCCGACAACCUGACCUUAAACAAACCCGGCCACGAUGAGCGGCUUGCCCCCAAGAAGAACCAGGCAGAUAGCAGGAGGCCUAAAAGGCCCGUGGAAGAGCGCCACGUCGACUCCCUGCGCAUCAGUGACGGGGGGGCCAAGGACGGGAAGGAAGCGCACCGCUGGAGGAGCGGCUGGGAGAACAAGCACCUGAAGCUGGAGGAGUCGCACCCAAAGGCCGGACCCCAGAGGCACAAACCCUACGGGGGACCGGCCCGCCCCAGCACCCCGAGAACCCCCAAGCACCGCCUCAGCGUGGACGCCAACCUGCAAAUACCAGAAGUCCUGAACUCUGCCUCCAAGAAGGACCUGCUGAUGAGGGCCAGCAAGCGCGUGGAGAGCGGCGAGAUCUCUCAGGAGGACUUCCUGAGCAUGGCCCACCAGAUAAACCACUUGUUCCAGUACCAGGAGGAGAAGCAGCUGCGCUCCGACAGCUGGGGCGGGCCCGGGGAGUUACCCCCCAAGAAGCAGGCGGUCCUGACCACGCCUGGUUCCAUGCAGCCCCACUCCCACAUGGACCCGGCCGAGCUGUCUUACUUCAAGCACAAGUCCAAACUGAAGAGAACGCAGGUCAACCACGGAGCCGCCAACGAAGACUGGGAGAGCCAGGAUUCUCUGGAGGGGGGGGGUGAUCCGGGACCAGCCAGCAGCGCAGCCAUCCACCCCCCCUCACAUAAGUUCAGCCGACCCCCCAGAGACAGACAAGGGGAACGCCGGAGUAAAGAGAGGGAGGAGUCUCGGCCCCCCCUCGCCCCCAUGAUCGAGGAUUACAACCACGGCAAAGAGUUCCCCACCCUCAAGUCUCUCCCCGACCUUCGCUUCAGGAGGAGGGCCGACCCCCGAAAGUCCAGCGAGCGGGAGUGGACGUCCCCCCUGGAGCGGCAGCUGUACAAGGAGAAGAAGGGCGGCUACGACGCUCCCCGGCGCUACGAGCCCAGACACUCCGAACCCCGCCGGCCUGAAGGCCCCCCCCUCCCCGAGGCGCUGCCCCACAGAAACUGCCCGAGCCCGGGGGGGCUGGAAACGAUGGCACCGCAGUUCCGGCGUGAGCCGCUGUCCCCCCCGCGUCAGGGGAACGCCGCGGACAGUCCGGUGGCGCGUUUUGAGAGCCCCAACAGCGAGCACUCGGACGAUGGUCCCAUCAUUCUGGACCCCCACCUGCCCCCCCAGCACAUGCUGAAGGGGCCGGCUUUUCGGCCACAUGGUAACUCUCCAGGACACACACCCCCUCACGACGGAGGUCACCCCCCUCGAUACAGCGGCCCUGCCCACAUCGGCCCUGCCAGGCCACACCCCCCAGGCUGGACAGGAGGACACAUGGAAGAGCCUCACCAUCAGGGUCCGGGCAGGUUUGAUGGGGGGGGGCCGUCUCACCUGAUGGUUGACAUGACUGAGCCCCACCAAGGGCCCGGCAGGUUCGGGGCUCCCAUGGGCCAACAGCCGGGGCCGGGGAGGGGCCCGGGCCCCAUGGACGGGUCAGUGCAGCACUUUGACCCCCCCGGUCCCUUUGGCGGUCCCAUGGGCUUUCAGCAACAGCACCCCCCCCACUUUGAAGACCUGUCAAACCAGUUGAGACCCCCCCGGCUGGACAACCCUGUUUGUUUCGAUCACCCCGGCCAGCCCGUCCCCCGUUUCGACAUGCCCAAUGCUCCCGUGCAGGGAGGGGGGGCACACUACGAUUUUGUCCCCGGCCAGCAGGGGCCCCCCAGGUUUGGUCCCCAACAAAACCUGCAGCCUCUUGUGAGGCCGAUGGUCCCAGAUGUUUACAAUAACCCCAUGCCCCCCCAGCAGAACUUUGGCAUGGCCCCCCAGCCGUUCCAGGAGCCCAUGAACCCUCAGUUUGCCCCCGCACCAAUGGCAGCCGCAAACUUUAACCCGCAGUUUGGCCAGCCGGGCCCCGGGCCCUUCUACAACCCUCCAGCCCCCACCAUCAACAUGCAGCAGCCAGUGAUGGCGAACAUGAACCCCCCCUUCCUGCCUCAGAACCAGGGUCCGUUCGGGCAGCAGGCUCCUCAGGUGCCCUCCGCCGGGGAACACUUCGGUCAGGUCGACGUGGAGUCUCUUCUGAGCAAACUCAUCUCCACCGGCAUCAUCAAGCCGUCACAGCCGGACCCCGCCCUCCCCGUUAGCAGCGAGUCUCCUGCGGCCCCCGCACCUCCACCUGAGCCCGAGGAGGAGGAGGAACAGGAGGUGGAGGAGAACGACAUCCCGGACCUCACCGGCUUCAGCAUCGAGCCCAUGAAACAGCGGUAUGAGAGCGUGGUGACCAAGCUAUACACAGGGAACCAGUGCUGCCUGUGCAGCAUGCGCUUCACCACCGCGCAGACCGACAUGUACGCUGACCACCUGGACUGGCACUUCCGGCAGAACCACGCCGGCAAGCAGGCCAGCAAGAAGGUGACGCAUCGGCGCUGGUACUACAGCCUGACGGACUGGAUUGAGUUUGAGGAGAUCGCUGACCUGGAGGAGAGAGCCAAGAGCCAGUUCUUUGAGAAGGAGAACGAGGAGGAGGUGCAGAAGACCCAAGCAGCUGCCAAAGAGAAGGAGUUUCAGAGCGUAAGAGCCACCAAGGACCAGGUGGGAGAGUUGUGUGAGAUCUGUCAGGAACCCUUUGAGACCUACUGGGUGGAGGAAGAGGAGGACUGGUUCCUAAAAAACGCCAUUAAAGUAGACGAGAAGAACUUCCACCCGUCCUGCUUUGAAGACUACAAAAACACGUCGUCGUACUUGGAUGCCACGCCAUCACCCAGCAAGCUACUGACCGAGCACCCGCUGGGGGCUUUUAAGACGGACGAGGAGCCCACUUCCUGUGCGAUGGCGGUGGCGUCAGUGAAACAGGAAGUGGAGUCUCCACAGGAAGAGGAUUGUGAACCUCCUGGUUCUGAGGAGGCGGUGGGUGGAACUCCGGACGCUGCGCCGUCAGAGGAUCCGGCGUGACGUGCUGCUGCUCGCCUUUGUCCCGUGGGGGGGCGAAGGCCUUUUUACCACUUGAAUACGUUUUGGUAUUUGAUCGUGUGGCCGUUUCAGGGCCGCUGUUUCUGUGAAGAAAUGUUCCGUUUGCUCAAAGCUGUAAAUGAUUUAAUUUAUAAAUUAAAGUAUUUUUGGUACCUGUGGUCUAACGCUGGUUGAAUGCAGAGCGUCGGGUCGCUGCGCUUUCAGUCUCAGGUGUUGAAGGUAAGCAUCAUCUGAUUGGUGGCUGGAGACUGAGGUUUUUUUUUUUUUGCUUUGAUCUUUAAUAAACAAGUCUAAAACACGCUUGUGUGUGAUCAACUUCAGUUUGGUGUUCAGGUCCAACAUUAAAAAUAAAGUUCCUGUGGCUCAAA
This is a messenger RNA of Oryzias melastigma (Indian medaka), 5114 nucleotides long. RefSeq names its product PCF11 cleavage and polyadenylation factor subunit (gene pcf11). Gene Ontology annotation, biological process: termination of RNA polymerase II transcription. Bases 331 to 4728 code for a protein of 1465 amino acids. Gene Ontology annotation, molecular function: mRNA binding; RNA polymerase II complex binding. The transcript is spliced from 17 exons. Gene Ontology annotation, cellular component: mRNA cleavage factor complex; cytoplasm. NCBI's taxonomy places the organism in Eukaryota, Metazoa, Chordata, Actinopteri, Beloniformes, Adrianichthyidae. The record is from RefSeq and is a predicted model, not a curated record.